GAGUGCAGGUGGUAAAAAGGCUCGAGAAGCUCGGGAUGCACUGCUCCGACACGACCCAGAUCCACUUUGACGAUGUUCGAGUCCCUGCAGAUCACAUCAUUGGGGAUGAGGGAAUGGGCUUCAUCUAUCAGAUGCUCCAGGAGGAGAGGCUGGCUGGUGUGGCGCUGACACUCCGGCCAAUGGAGAAGUGCAUCCAUGAGACCAUCGAAUACACGCGGCAGCGCCGUGCCUUUGGGCGCUCCAUCUUGGACAACCAGGUCGUCCAUUUUCGCCUGGCCGAGCUCUUGACUGAGAUUGAGGCACUCAGGGCCCUCCUUUACAGGACUGUUGACUUGUACAAGGAGGGGAAUGACACGACACAGCUGGCUUCCAUGUGCAAGUUGAAGGCGGGCCGCCUGUGCCGGGAGGUAACCGACUCGUGCCUCCAGUAUUGGGGUGGAAUGGGGUUCACGGACGAGGUCCACGUGAGCCGCUUCUACCGGGACUGCCGGGUGAUGUCCAUUGGGGCUGGCGCCGAUGAGGUCAUGCUUUCCAUCAUCUCCAAGUACAUGGGAACUCUCCCUGCU
This is a messenger RNA of Darwinula stevensoni, 566 nucleotides long. NCBI's taxonomy places the organism in Eukaryota, Metazoa, Arthropoda, Ostracoda, Podocopida, Darwinulidae. The record is from the annotation of a GenBank genome assembly.